UAGAAUUCCACUUCCGUGUUUGUUUUGUCACGUGACCUUCCGUUCUAAACAUGGCGGCCAACGGCGCUGCUUCGGAGAGCUCUGUGAGGAAAAGGCGUGUGGACAGUAGAAAGACAGAGGCAGACUCUGGUCCCAGCGGUUCGGAAAAUGGAGCCAACACCAGCAGAGACUCCGGGAAAGAAAAGGAGCUCCUGUCCUUGGAGCCUGGGACCUUUUGGCUCACUCGCAUCGUGCUGCUGCGUUCCGUAGCCUUUAUUUACCUUGUGGCCUUCAGCGUUGCUUACAACCAGAACAAGCAACUGAUCGGGGAGAACGGCCUCAUGCCCAGCAAGGACUACCUGAACAGUGUGAAGCGCUAUGUGGGAGGAAAGAUUGGAAUGGCCUCCUUGGCGUACACUCCCUCCGUCCUCUGGUUCUUGGACUGGAACCACAUGGAUGCCAACCUGGACGGCAUCGCCCUGGUGGGGCUGCUGUUGUCCGGCUUUGUCCUGAUCACUGGGAUGGCCAACAUGGUGAUCAUGGUCACGCUGUGGGUGCUUUACCACUCCCUGGUCAGUGUUGGACAGCUGUGGUACUCCUUUGGUUGGGAGAGCCAGCUGCUGGAAACAGGCUUUUUGGCCAUUUUCUUGUGUCCACUGUGGACUCUUUCCCAGGUCCCCCGCCGCUGUCCUCCCUCCCUCAUCUGCAUCUGGACCUUCAGAUGGCUCAUCGUUCGCAUCAUGCUGGGUGCUGGUCUCAUUAAAAUCAGAGGCGACAAGUGCUGGAGAGACCUGACCUGCAUGGACUACCACUACGAGACUCAGCCAGUCCCCAACCCCAUCUCCUACUACAUUCAUCGCUCUCCCUGGUGGUUCCAUCGCUUCGAGACCUUGUCCAACCACUUCAUUGAGCUCAUCGCGCCUUUCUUCACUGUCCUGGGAAGGCGGAUGUGCAUGGUGAACGGAGCAAUCCAGAUUCUUUUUCAGAUCCUGAAGCUAACGGUCCCCUUUUCUCUGUAUUUAUUUUACCUGGAGGUGGUCUUGAUUGUGAGCGGGAAUCUUAGCUUUCUGAACUGGCUCACCAUCGUCCCGAGCGUGGCCUGCUUUGACGAUGCGUCGCUGGGCUUCUUGUUUGGUUCAGGGGCCGGAGCUAAAAAGGCAGUGCUGGAGAUUCAAAAUGAGCAAGUGGCUGGACGCACCCCCAAAUCCUCCAAAGGAAUGCUGAUUCGCCGGGUGGUGAACAUUGCUCUGGGAGUUCUGAUUGGCUGUCUCAGCAUCCCCGUGGUUCUGAACCUUUUGAGCUCCAGGCAGGUGAUGAACACCUCCUUCGACCCCCUGCGCAUCGUCAACACCUACGGGGCCUUUGGCAGCAUCACCAAGGAGCGCACAGAGGUGAUUUUCCAAGGUACCCUGAGCCCGGAUCCCAAAGACCCCGAGGCGGUUUGGGAGGAGUACCAGUUCUUCUGUAAACCGGGGGACGUGUUCCGGAGACCCUGCCUCAUAUCGCCGUACCACUACCGGCUGGACUGGCUCAUGUGGUUCGCAGCCUUCCAGACCUAUGAGCAGAGCGAGUGGGUGAUCCACAUAGCGGGACGCCUGCUGUCUAACGACACCACCGUCCUCUCACUGCUCGACCACAACCCCUUCCAAGGCAGAGACCCACCCAGGUGGAUCCGAGGAGAACAUUUCCGAUACAAGUUCAGCCAGCCGGGGACGGCCAGUGCAGAUCAGGGCAAGUGGUGGCUGAGAAAGCGCAUCGGGGCCUACUUCCCUCCAGUGGACCUGGAAUCUCUCCGGGGAUACUUCAAGUCCAGGAACUGGCCUCACCCACACAUCCCACGGAACAGGAACUAAAGUCCAAGCCUGAGUGGAGCCCAGGCGUCGGCAUCAGAGGGGAAUUCGGUUGCUUUAAAGUCAUUGCGUAAAGUAUUUUUCAGCCUCGCGUUCCUUCGUGUGCGCGGAGCUGUUAUCAGGGAGCAGAGCUUACUGUUGACCCCUAUGAGGAAGUGAUAGAGGAAAACUUUCCAAAAUACUGAAGGAUCCCAAACAAUGUGACUGUUCCUUAAAGUUUGAGUUUGAGAUGUAUUUCCAGUCAUUAUGAAUGAGGUGCUCGACUUUUCAGUGUUCCAUCUGGUAAAACAAAACAAUUACAUAAGCCAAAGCUACAUAUGACUCAGGAGGUUGUAAUUGUAACUGUUAAUUCUUUCCUUUUUUUUUUAUUCGCAAGACUUCUAAAAACUGUUGUGUCUGUGUGGAUAAGGUAUUGUUUUAAAAGUACAGAAGUACACUAAAUGGGGUUACAGAUUAUAAGAGCAGUUUAUUAAAAUAGGUGAGUGGGAGGCAAAAUGGACGCAUUUUUCAGCUGUUCAGUUUCUAACGUUUGUUAUUUGUUCUUUUAUUGUAACUUGGAAAAGUGGAGCCAAAUCAACUUAAUGUAAUUAUUUAGAGAGAAAGCCAAACGGAAUUCAUGUUUAAUCAAACAUGCCAAAAAAUUCAAAUGGUAUUUUAUUUUACUUUUCAAAGUGAAAAAUGUCAUUUCACCAAAAAAAGGUCAUAUAUUGGCCAAACUAAAGCAAUAACACUACACGUGGCACGGCUAUGAGCAAUUUAAAGAAGAUAAAAGGUUUACCAGAAUGUCUGUGGUUCACCAGAAAGAGGCUGUUUCAGUAAAACAAAAGACCAGAAGAUGGCACUGUUUUCCAGGUCAAAUAUGCUUUUGUUCUGAGCUACUGUAAAACGUAAGUCUGACACAAUUAAAGAAGAAAAGCAGAACCCUAGCAUUUAUUUGUUUUAGAUUCUAAGAAACGUUACAUCUAUAUUUUUUGAUAAGUGAGAAUUCAGAGUACCAUACGUCUUUGAUAAAGAGAGCAGAGGUAUGACCCCUCCAGAAAAUCUAGACCAGACACACAGAUGUUCCUAGCACACACACACACACACACAAACACACAACUCCAGCCAGCCUGCUUAUAUGAAAAUAAGUUCCCUGUGAUUAUUUGUCACAUUUUUCAGUUUAUAUGGUUUGACUGCAUUAUUGUUCUGGAUGCAUAGUGUUCUAAAAUACUGUUUGGAAGUUAAAAAAACACCAUAUUAUUUUGUCUACAGACAUACAUCUCACUAGUGUCUAAGCAAUCCAAUAAAGCCUCAAGAAGAGAUCACUCCAGGCUGCAUCCCUACAGAACUUUCUUUUUUUCAUCUGAA
Molecule: messenger RNA, 3176 nt
Organism: Menidia menidia (Atlantic silverside)
Lineage: Eukaryota; Metazoa; Chordata; Actinopteri; Atheriniformes; Atherinopsidae
Source: the annotation of a GenBank genome assembly